AUGGGCAACGCGGGGAGCAUGGAUUCGCAGCAGACCGAUUUCAGGGCGCACAAUGUGCCUUUGAAGCUGCCGAUGCCCGAGCCAGGUGAACUGGAGGAGCGAUUUGCCAUCGUGCUGAAUGCUAUGAACCUACCCCCGGACAAAGCCAGGUUACUGCGGCAAUAUGAUAAUGAGAAAAAGUGGGAACUGAUUUGUGAUCAGGAACGAUUCCAGGUGAAGAAUCCUCCCCAUACAUACAUUCAAAAGCUCAAAGGCUAUCUGGAUCCAGCUGUAACCAGGAAGAAAUUCAGACGGCGUGUUCAGGAAUCCACACAAGUGCUAAGAGAACUGGAAAUUUCUUUAAGAACCAACCAUAUUGGAUGGGUCAGAGAGUUUCUGAACGAAGAAAACAGAGGUCUUGAUGUUCUAGUGGAAUAUCUAUCGUUUGCGCAGUACGCGGUCACUUUUGAUUUCGAAAGCGUGGAAAGCACUGUGGAGAGCUCGGUGGACAAAUCAAAGCCCUGGAGUAGGUCCAUCGAGGAUCUGCACAGAGGGAGCAACCUGCCCUCCCCCGUGGGCAACAGUGUGUCCCGUUCGGGAAGACAUUCUGCGCUGAGAUAUAAUACUUUGCCAAGCAGAAGAACCCUGAAAAAUUCAAGAUUAGUGAGUAAGAAAGAUGACGUGCAUGUCUGUAUCAUGUGUUUACGUGCCAUCAUGAAUUACCAGUAUGGUUUCAACAUGGUCAUGUCUCAUCCACAUGCUGUCAAUGAGAUCGCACUGAGCUUGAACAACAAGAAUCCAAGGACAAAAGCCCUUGUCUUAGAACUGUUGGCAGCAGUUUGUCUUGUCAGAGGCGGGCAUGAGAUCAUUUUAUCAGCAUUUGACAACUUUAAGGAGGUUUGUGGGGAAAAACAGCGCUUUGAGAAGUUGAUGGAACAUUUCAGGAAUGAAGACAAUAACAUAGAUUUUAUGGUGGCCUCGAUGCAGUUUAUUAAUAUCGUAGUCCAUUCAGUAGAAGACAUGAAUUUCAGAGUUCACCUCCAGUAUGAAUUUACCAAGUUAGGCCUGGAUGAAUACUUGGAUAAACUGAAGCACACGGAGAGCGACAAGCUCCAGGUGCAGAUUCAAGCUUACCUGGACAACGUGUUCGAUGUGGGAGCUCUGCUGGAAGAUGCUGAGACCAAGAAUGCGGCCUUGGAGAGGGUCGAAGAGCUGGAAGAAAACAUUUCUCAUUUGUCUGAAAAACUGCAAGACACGGAGAAUGAAGCCAUGUCCAAGAUUGUGGAACUGGAAAAGCAGCUCAUGCAGAGGAACAAGGAGCUGGAUGUUGUUCGAGAAAUCUACAAAGAUGCAAAUACCCAGGUUCACACAUUAAGGAAAAUGGUCAAAGAAAAAGAAGAAGCCAUUCAAAGACAGUCAACUCUGGAAAAAAAGAUUCAUGAACUGGAGAAACAAGGGACCAUUAAAAUUCAGAAGAAAGGGGAUGGGGACAUCGCCAUACUGCCAGUCGUGGCUUCUGGCACAUUGUCCAUGGGGUCAGAAGUGGCAGUGGGUAACUUUGUGGGACCAGUAACGGGGGUCGUCUCCUCGGGACCCUUGCCCCCUCCUCCCCCCCCACUACCUCCAUCGGCAGACAUGCCUGAAGCAGUGCAAAAUGGUCCAGUAACGCCACCCAUGCCACCACCGCCCCCGCCCCCACCCCCUCCCCCGCCUCCUCCCCGCCACCCCCCUCCCCCCCCUCUCCCAGGCCCUGCAGCUGAAACUGUGCUGGCUCCUCCUUUACCACCUCCUCCUCCUCCCUCUGCACCCCCGCUGCCCGGGACGGCCUCACCCACAGUGGUUUUCAACUCAGGAUUAGCAGCUGUGAAAAUUAAGAAGCCAAUCAAGACGAAAUUCAGAAUGCCAGUUUUUAACUGGGUUGCCCUGAAACCAAAUCAGAUCAAUGGCACGGUCUUCAACGAAAUUGAUGAUGAGCGAAUUCUGGAGGAUUUAAAUGUGGAUGAAUUUGAGGAAAUAUUUAAGACAAAAGCCCAAGGUCCUGCCAUUGAUCUUUCUUCAAGCAAACAGAAGAUAACACAGAAGGGAUCCAACAAAGUGACAUUACUAGAAGCAAAUAGGGCCAAAAAUCUUGCCAUAACUUUAAGGAAAGCUGGAAAGACUGCUGAUGAGAUAUGUAAAGCUAUACAUGUAUUUGACUUGAAGACAUUGCCUGUAGACUUUGUAGAAUGUUUGAUGAGGUUCUUGCCAACUGAGAACGAGGUGAAAGUGUUUCGGCUCUAUGAGCGGGAAAGGAAGCCCCUGGAGAACUUGUCAGAUGAAGACCGGUUCAUGAUGCAGUUCAGUAAAAUUGAGAGACUCAUGCAGAAGAUGACCAUCAUGGCCUUCAUUGGGAACUUUGCGGAAAGCAUUCAGAUGCUGACUCCUCAACUGCACUCAAUUAUAGCAGCAUCUGUCUCUAUAAAGUCAUCCCAAAAACUCAAGAAAAUUCUGGAGAUCAUCUUGGCCCUUGGAAACUAUAUGAAUAGCAGUAAACGAGGAGCAGUUUAUGGAUUUAAACUUCAGAGUUUAGAUCUGCUCUUAGAUACAAAGUCAACAGACCGAAAGCAAACACUGUUGCACUACAUUUCAAAUGUGGUAAAAGAGAAAUAUCACCAAGUGUCCCUGUUUUAUAAUGAGCUUCACUAUGUGGAGAAAGCUGCUGCAGUCUCCCUCGAAAAUGUGUUGCUGGACGUCAAGGAGCUCCAGAGGGGCAUGGACUUAACCAAGAGGGAGUACACCAUGCAUGACCACAACACACUGCUGAAAGAGUUCAUCCUCAACAAUGAGGGGAAGCUGAAGAAGCUGCAGGAUGAUGCCAAGAUUGCACAGGACGCUUUUGAUGAUGUGGUAAAGUAUUUUGGAGAAAACCCCAAGACGACGCCACCCUCUGUCUUCUUUCCUGUCUUUGUCCGGUUUGUGAAAGCCUAUAAGCAAGCAGAGGAGGAAAAUGAGCUGAGGAAAAAGCAGGAACAAGCACUCAUGGAAAAACUCCUGGAGCAGGAAGCUCUGAUGGAGCAGCAGGAUCCAAAGUCUCCUUCCCACAAAUCAAAGAGGCAGCAGCAAGAAUUAAUUGCAGAAUUAAGAAGGCGACAAGUGAAAGAUAACAGACAUGUAUAUGAAGGCAAAGAUGGUGCCAUUGAAGACAUUAUCACAGCCUUAAAGAAGAAUAAUAUCACUAAAUUUCCAAAUGUUCACUCGAGGAUCUUAGAAACCAACCAUACAGACGAGCCGAUGCGGUGAGGAGAAGUGUCAGGCGGCGCUUUGAUGAUCAGAACUUGCGUUCUGUUAAUGGUGCCGAGAUAACCAUGUGAACCUGAGACCUGCCUCUAUGAGUAGAGAGUAUGCGUGAAUGAAACUUUCCACAUGAACUUUACGUGCUACCAUUUAACUGCAACCUUGAACAUUGACAAAAUAUUCUAAGGGCUCAGAUUUAGCAAACACAUAGGAAUUUAAAAAUGACGGGCUCUCCUUUCAACCUUUGUUAACAAGUGCCUAAAAGUGGAAGUACCUGCUCAGAUUAAUCAAAGCAAUAGGGUUUGAUUUGAUUAGGUAUCUUUUUACACCAGUAUAUUAUCCAAUUUUUUAACCAAAAUGUAAAUUUCGUAUUACACUCGUUAUCUGCCAUUGUGAUUGUCCCAUGAUGGCACACCCUGGUUUCCUGAUAAGUUGUAAAUAACAUGGAUGCAUCUGCUGUGGGUUUCCUUUGCUGAGAUGUCUUUUAAGGAAUUUCAUUUGUUUUAGACAUACCCAUCAACUGUCUUUUUAAGGGCUUGCAACGUGGAAGAAGGAAAAAGUCACAUACGCUCCUGUCCAUAACCAAGCCCCAGCACAGUACAAACAGGAUGCAUUGCAGUGGCAAAGAAGUCACUCAGCUGUGUCUCGUUUUACACUCUACACUGCUAUGCUAGGGCGUGAUGCCCCGGAGAGUUCACCAGUAUGAAAGCAAGGGUAUGAUGGCAUACAAAUUUGUGUAAGAUUUUUUUGCAGUACUGUGUUCUUCAGCUAGAGGCAGCUUUUAAAAUAAUAAUGCAAAUGUAUUUAUUAAUUAGCACUAAAAUUAACAUCUCAGUAAUCAGUAUUAGGAUUUCUGAGACCAUUAUGGGCCUAUCCUGAGAACAGAAAUUGGUGCCUUGCUAGCCAGGGAGAAGUUCACUAGCUCUAUCAAGCAUUCAAGAUUACUUCUGCUAGCUAGUAGUGAUAGUUAACCUAGCCUUAUUCUCCUGACAAUCGCAGGUCCCCACCCCCACUUCUUCCUCCUUUUGUAAAUCGGAUAAGAUAUAUUUGGCAUCAUUGCUUUAUGGGGAAUUGCAAUUAAAUUGCUUGAAAUAUUCACAUUGGGAUUAAGCUUAAAUGGUAUGUAAUGGGACUAAAUGGCCAACUAAGCCAGUUAUUUUUCCUUCCUCUCUGGCAGGGCACUUGAUCCAUUCCAAAGUCAAAAACUGGACUAAAGCCAAUUUGUACUUUUCAUAAUAAACAUUCUGCUUCUGGCUUACCUUCUUGGUACAUUACAUCAAUAUAUUAAUUGUAAAGUUUAUUGUAUAGUAUUUAACCACUGAAUUUCUUAUUUUAUGUUGUGCUUAUGUGAACUCCUUGGUGAAGGUCCCAUUUUCCUUGGAUAAUGUGUAGUUAUAUGAUCUCUUUUUAAAUGUACAGAUAUUUUGCUAUAAAAUUGGUGCAGUUUUUUAUGGUUUUUACACUUUAAUUCCCACCUAAGCCUCUGGGUAAUAUUGUAAAUAUUGUUUAAAAAUGCAUCAGCCUGUGCUAUACAAUCUGAAUGUUAUUUUAACUUAUAGUUUUUUUUUUAAUAUAUAUAUUUAACUACAAGGACAGCUUAGGGAUCAGUUACAUUUCACUUUAGCAUACCUAUUUACAAAAAAAUUACUUUUAAAACUGCCACCUGCUAGCACAUUUUCUUGAAUGUGUACUUUAAAAAAGAACAUGCCAAGAUUUUGUCUGUUAACAUUGAUUUUGAUGAAAAAAGCAAUUUGACCAUGAUACACCACGAGUAGUUGGCCCUUUAUGACAAGGAGCUGUUUUCCAAAGCUCAAUGCUAAUAAGCAUAUAUUAAAAUAAUUGCAUAUUUAUUAAUCAAAUAGACAAUAAUGUUGGCAUGUUCUUUUCUGUUUAUUAAUGGGCUUGCUUCUUAGCAAUAUUAGAAAUGUUUUAUAAAAAAGCAGUUCAUGUUACUUUUCUGGUCUUUUCAUGACAUAUGAGCAAAUAAACUAUUUACACUACUA
Zalophus californianus (California sea lion) is the source of this 5255-nucleotide messenger RNA. It is a transcript of the gene FMNL2, whose product is annotated as formin like 2. Gene Ontology annotation, biological process: cell migration; regulation of cell shape; cortical actin cytoskeleton organization. Gene Ontology annotation, molecular function: small GTPase binding; actin filament binding. Gene Ontology annotation, cellular component: cytosol. The record is from RefSeq and is a predicted model, not a curated record. NCBI's taxonomy places the organism in Eukaryota, Metazoa, Chordata, Mammalia, Carnivora, Otariidae.